This is a messenger RNA of Gaeumannomyces tritici R3-111a-1, 4849 nucleotides long. RefSeq lists its product as hypothetical. Lineage: Eukaryota; Fungi; Ascomycota; Sordariomycetes; Magnaporthales; Magnaporthaceae. The transcript has 4 exons. The record is from RefSeq and is a predicted model, not a curated record. The coding region runs from base 262 to 4380 and encodes 1372 amino acids. Gene Ontology annotation, molecular function: protein binding; structural constituent of nuclear pore. Gene Ontology annotation, biological process: poly(A)+ mRNA export from nucleus; transcription-dependent tethering of RNA polymerase II gene DNA at nuclear periphery; protein import into nucleus. Gene Ontology annotation, cellular component: nuclear pore outer ring.
CACCAAAAGAAAAAAAGCCUGGCGAGCAGCAUCAACAAGUCCAUGGAGCCAUCGUAAUUGUUAGGGCGGCAUUUUUCUCCAUCAUCGCCUGACCCAUUUCUUUCCUCAUUCCAUCUUCCAAACGCGAAUCGCAAGCGGCCAUGAAUUGAAACAUCAACGUAUCGCCAUUUCUUUUUCCUUUUGCGUGCAACACAGCAGCCGCAUCGCGACCAUCUUUUCCCGGCACCUCGCUUCCCGACCGACCGCAGCAUCAUCGUCACCAUGUUUUCGCCCGCCGUUGUCGACAGCGGCCAUGGCGCCGCGAUGAAGAGUCGCCGUCGCCAGCGCCCACUCAGCUCCGAGAACCUAAUGCUACAGCCAAAAGCGAAGCGACAGCGACUUCCCCUCAGCGAGCAAACCUUCCAAACCCCCGAUGCACCACCCGAGAUGUACGAGGUCAAGGCCGAAAAACUCGCGAAACUGCCCGUUAAACACGAGCGUCCCCGCGAAAUCACACCCGCCCCGAAGCAAGACCUCAGCGUUCGCUCCAAAAAGCCCAAGCCGGGCGAGCGCGUCAGCAAAGGAGAUGGGAGCGUUGUCUUGACCACGAACAAUGCGUACACUGUCAGCAAACUUCCAGCCUUACCAGACAAGAUCCGGGUAAAUGAGGCUAGCAGUCGACAACAUGGCACACUGUACUCGGCGACUGGCCACGCACUAUGCCUGACGCAUACCCAGGUAUUCGUCUGGCCCUACACGAUCAACACGACCUCGCCAGAAACAUUCGUCUUCAACCUCGACCAUCCUUCGCGCCACGCGUCCGACCCACUUCCCCUCGGCUCUUUGGUAGCACCCUCUGCGGCUUCCGACGAGCCUGGCCUCAUUGUCGUCAUGCCCGUGAGCGGAAAGAUCUCGUACUGGGAAUCCAUAGCGAGCGCAGCCACCUUGACUUUUAUGCGACAACAGCGCAACGGAAUCGAGGAUUCUAUUCCCGGAAUGUUCUCCGGCGAGCAUGUCAUCCAGCUUGUCAGCGCCGAGACUGCAGGAUUCAUCCUGGCUUUCAGCAGUGGACGGAUGGCGCAUCUGAGUGUGAGGGAUAGUCACGGCCGCCCGACGAUAUCCGUGCAGUUCCUCCGCAGCGGUCUGGCACAGACAACUGGUGGUUUCCUCGGCAGUAUCCGCCAUGUUCUCAAAGCCUCUGCUACUAAGGGAGACAUCGCCACGGUCCGGACAGGUCCUCCUACGAAGGCAGGGGAGCGCAAUGUCGUCGCUGCGACCAGCCGGGGAAAGAUUACCGCCUGGAGGGUACAAAGGGGUGGCCAUCACGAUGUGCUUUCCGAGGUUGACGUCCGUGACUCGGUUAUCGCUGCCCUCCGAGCCCGCGGCUCUCCGUCGGCCGACUCGUCCCCCGAGGACUUCGAGUUGCUUGAUGUGGCGUUCUCACCCAACGGUGGGGAGCAUGUUCUGGGUGGGUUUGGCCAGACCGACUCGGCCCACAGCCUGUGGCUUCUUGUUACCUACGAUGGGGGUCUUGAGCGCUCGUAUGCGUUGGUAGAGGCAGCUAUGGAGCGGUACAGCGUCAAGAUCGGGGCCCUUCGCCCUCUUACUUGCUACUCGAGUUCGAUAUCCAAAGAUUCCACCGUUCGCCCGCGGCUAUACCUGCCGCAGCCCGGCCGUGUAGCCUUCAUCGUCUUUGACCGAGCAGUCAUCAUCGCGUCCCUAGCCGCUCGCCUGGAGGCACCCGGUCUGCCAACGAACUCCGCAUCCUUCGAGGACGUUAUCGAUCUACGAGACCAGGACGCCCUGGAAAUCACGGGCUCUGGGGUCGAGGAACCUAACAUCAUUGGGCAGGAGGUCGAGGGCCUUCGGACACAUCGGCAAAAAAUCAAGAACCCAGGCACACUCCUCAUGGUUCGAGGAGUGGGUGUUGUUCGGGUUGCAACCACCGAUAUCGAUCGAUUCUCCGGCGACGCCACACCUCGGAUCACCCCGAAGAGCAAGCUCGAGCAGGCCGUGUUCUUUGGCAUCAAGGACGACAACCCGCUCGCCUUCGACGGCAAGCGGGCUCUUCCAUUUUCCAGCAAAGACAUUGGCGAUGCAGCUUUGCAGCUGAGCCAGGAGAUCCUGAGUUCCGAGUCGCCGUAUCUCCUUCACGUCCCAGCUCUGCUCGAGGGGAACCUUCGAACCCGGGGCAGCUACCUAGACCGACUGAUGACCUACUUGAACGCGCUCAAAGUUGACCUCGAUCGCGAGACACGGUGGGCCCUGCUCUGGAACGCUGAGAAGAUGAGCGUGGCAUCGCGAAUCUGGAAGCAACAUGAGCAGUUCCUCUCCGAUCGUGCAACAGCGGACAAGAAGAGCGUCGUCUCGGAGAUUGUGGAGUAUAUCCACGAGGACGAGAAGAAGGUGCCGAACCAGAACAAAGGUGAACUGGACCGUGUGAGGCACUGGUUUACCCACGACAUCUGGCGCCUGGAGCUGUUUGUGGCCUGGGCAUAUGAAGUCAUCAAGUAUAUGUACACCCGCCAAGUCGCCAACGAUACCGCUAUGACCCGCCUACUGUACGAGGCCAUGCAGGUCCAGUACGAGGCGCUCAAGGGCGCGUUCGAGUAUCGGAAGGGGAAGCUGUCGUUCUAUGGACUCCAGGACGAUAAGUUGGAGAACGGAGUGCUUGUCACGGGCUACGAGGGGCUGCCGACAGUUCCUUGGACAUCGACAUACUACAUCACGAACAACGCUAAGAGGCUGAUCGAGCUUGCGCACAAGUGGCUCAAGACGUAUUAUCCGCCACAGGCUGACCUCGCGGCGGGGCAGCCUGACCCGGGCCUGAUAGAGUCGAUCCGAGGGCGCCUACCUUCACUCACCGACAAGUACCUGACCACCCUGCUCGAGCAUUCUCGCUGGGCCCAGACGCGCACCGACCAGAGCACCCUCCGCUAUGGAGAGGUCUGCCGGAAGACGUAUCUCGAUGACCGGUACGAGAAGGCCGUGAAGCUCAAGGACUAUGGCCUGUGGAAUCAGGCUAUCGAGGUGGCCGAGAAUCAUGAUUCGAUCGCAGCACUAGCCGAGAUUAUGGUGGAGGAAGUCAAGAACCUGCGCCAGCGGGCGCUCGACCGCGAGCAGCCACCGAGCAGGGUUAUGCACCUCAGGGAGCGGGCACGUGUCAGACAGCACGAGAUUGCCGAGUCCUUUGAACGCUAUGGUGACGAGUUCGCAUUCGCCGUCUAUGAAAUUCUCCUCCGUGAGGAGGGUGUCAAGGCGGUCCUGGACUUCCCCGGUAACCGGAAGGGCUAUGCCACCAAAUUCCUGAGGACCAAGCCCGAGUUGUCCAAGAUCUCAUGGAUCAACGACGUUGAGCAGGAGAAGGACAUCAGCCAUGCAGCCGAGACGCUGAUCGAACUGGGGCUCAACCGUGAGCAACAGGUCUGGAACAAGAAGAUCGAGCUGAGCUUGGGCAAGCUGGCGUUGCUUGCCGAAGGAGUAUCCGUGUCGAGUGACGAGCCGGCGCGCAACCAGCUGGUGGUUGCUCGCGAUGGUCGCGGCGACAGGUCCGCUGCGGGACUGCGGACCAUCGACCGAGAGCUAGCCAUCAUCAAGAUCCAGGACAAGCUCUACAACAUCAUUCUGCCGGCGGUCAGCCUCGCUGUGGACGAGGCUGCCGAACUCGAACUUGCACUGGAAUACCACGCCGGCAACAUGCUGAAGAAGCACAAAGCCCUCCUCCACGUCUUCGAGGAUGCCAUGGCCCGCCUGCUUCGGCAUGAGGCUUUGGAGCCUCUGACCCUGAUUGACCUGCUCACACUGGUAUCCAUCAAGGUUGACCCAACAGUUCCCGGGUUCGACGUGUUGGACGACCUCUUCUUCUGUGCUCUGCGUGUGGCGCACCUUAGUCUGCGGGGAGAGGAAGUAAAGAAGGCGAACCGUGUCAUCUGGAGGCGGUGCUUCAUCCGUGACAAGUGGUCACGCAUCAACGACACCCAGUUCAAGGAUGACGGCGCCAUGAGCCGUACGCUCAGCGAGACGUCGCUGUAUCUGACGCUCUACGCCUGUCAUGAUUACAAGUAUCAUGGCGAGCAAAAGUUUGACCCCCUUGUCACGCCGUCCGAGGCGCUUGGCGUGUACACGGAGAGCCUGGAUAAUCGAUUCGACGGCAUGGACGACUCAUUGAAGCGCAAGCUUCUAGACGCCAUGAACGCCGAAGACGCCGAGCUCUCCAAAUACAUCAUGACGUCGAGGAUGGACCACUGGUACCAAACGGCAUUCGACGAGUCUAGGCGGAUGGUGCAGGAGGAUCUUGACAGGAGGACGGAGGAGGGCGCCGCCCUUGCCAACGGCAGUGCCAGGUCGCGCGGCAACGGCAGCAGCUCGAGCCCGCCGCCUUUCCUCAAUGGCAGUGGGUAGUAGAUUAGAUGAGACUAUGCUGGGGACGUAAAGGGAGCUGCGGAAGUAAUGUUUGUCACCGUAGCCUUCCCGGCGCUGGUGACAGGUGCGUAUGCAUGGAGAUUGUCGGAAAGCAAACAAAGGGCAUUGGGGGCACAUGUUGAGGCGGAUGGAUACGUUGGCGUUAUAGGGCCGGACUUGUGAUGCGAGGUAUUUCGAUGGAGGUUGGGGCCUUCUACACGGACUGUACAUAUAAUCUCAUUUGUCUGUAUUCAGGGCACGUUGCGUUCCCGUGACGAAGAUUUCCUUUAAAUCCUUUUUUUCGCCUUUCUUGCGAUACAUUGUAUUUUUGAUUGUUGCUUGAUGUCAUUGCGCGGUUGCUUCUCGUUCCAGUCGAAUAUCAACGUUGUUUGUCGAACCUGUUGAGAUGUUUAGUUGCCAACUAUUACCCAAACUUCUAAAAACCAUCCAUCACGACAGCCGAUACAGC